Messenger RNA from Toxotes jaculatrix (banded archerfish), 3425 nucleotides. Its product is annotated as rho GTPase-activating protein 4-like. The coding region runs from base 276 to 2813 and encodes 845 amino acids. The transcript has 22 exons. Gene Ontology annotation, biological process: signal transduction; negative regulation of cell migration. NCBI's taxonomy places the organism in Eukaryota, Metazoa, Chordata, Actinopteri, Toxotidae. Gene Ontology annotation, cellular component: cytoplasm. The record is from RefSeq and is a predicted model, not a curated record.
ACACACUGACGCCUCAAACUGAAUGCAUGAGUGAGAUGAGGGGUGAGAAAGAGAGCAGCAAAGCAGUGAGUGUGUGUGUGUGAGAGAGAGAGAGCGAGCGAGAGUCACAGAGAUGAGUUCCACUCCACCCACAUCCAUCCGUGUCCAAUGUGAGGGGGAGGUGAAACAGUUGAGAGCUUACUGUGCUAUUAACUGGCAUUAUUUAGUUGCCUCAGUCUGGAGACGAGACUAGUCAAGACUGCUCCUCAUCAGAAUUCCACCCAGUUGGAGCAACAAUGGCUUCCCAUGUAAAACUCCGGAAGGAGAGGGUUGGUAUGGUGGACUACGACACACAAAUCAAAGAGAUUCGUUGCCAGCUUACAGACCAACUGAAGGUGCUGGACUUGCAACUUGAGCAGAAGAGCCAGCAGCUGCAGGACCUGACAGACUACCUGAGGCGACGGGGUGAGAUUGAAAGCGAGUAUGCCCGCUCCCUGGAGAAACUUGCUGAAAGGUUCACUUCCAGAAUCAAGAGGAAGGAUCCCAGCAAUCACUCAGUGGCACAGGUCUGGCUGGUUCUACUGUCCCAGACCCGCCAAGAAAGUAGAAACCAUAAUGGACUGAGUGAAAGCUGCAGCAACUUCCUCAUCCAGCCCCUCAUGCAUUGUCUGGAAUACACACAACGCCUAGCAAAGAAGAGCAAAGAAAUCUGUGCUCAGCUACAAGACGGACUGCUCAAGGUUACCAUGGAGCUACAGACGGCAUGGCGGACAUACUACCAGUACCACUCAGACUAUGUGUGUGCAGAGGGGAAGCUGAAGGAAGCUGAGAAACAGGAGGAAAAGCAGAAGCAGAGUGCUGCCAAGAAACUGGAGAGGUUGAUAGAAAAGAGGCAAGGUAAAGUUCAAGAGAUUUAUCUGAAGUGCAGCAAGGCCCGAAAUGACUACCUCAUUAACCUGGAUGCAGCCAAUGCCUCCAUGAAUAAGUACUACCUCCAAGACAUCUCUACUCUCAUCGAUUGUGCAGAUAUAGGCUACCAUCUGUCUUUGGGCCGGGUGAUGCAAGCCUACCUUUCCAGACGGUGGAGGGCUCAACAGAACCUGAGCACGGGGCUGCAGCAGCUUCAAGGGGCUGUUUCUGGACUGGACCAGAGCCAAGACAGAGACAUCCUCCUGCAGGACCAUUAUAACACCUUUUCUAUGCCUCUUAAGUUCACCUAUCAGCCCCACGAUGGGGACCAGGUUUCUGAGGUUCGUGCAGAGUGUGAGAUGAGGUGCGAGCUGGAGACCAGAUACAGACAGAUACAGACCAGACUGAAAGCAGUCACCCAGGAAACAGAGGAGGCUAGUAAGAACAUGUCAGCAGCCCAGUCUUCCCUGCUGGAGAAUGUCAGUGAUGAUGAUCUGGAUCCCAGUGGUGGCAGCGGUUCGUCUCAGGACGGCAGCACUGAAAACCUGACAGUCAAGCCCAGUGUGGCCCGGCGUAGGGCCAACUUACAGGAAAUAGAAAACCUCUACUUCGCUAGGGUAAAAGAGUACCUUGUUGGGAGCUCCCUGAUCUCUAAACUGCAGGCCAAACAUGACCUGCUUAAAGUGGCUGUCGAAAAAGCUGAAGAAUCAAACACACAUCAACCCAGACACAUUGGAAAGUCAAUGCGUGUCAGGAAGAAUCACUCUAGUGCCAAUUUGAUGCACAACCACAAACUUUUCGGUGGAGACAUGCUAUCCUUCAUACAGGCAUCAGGACAACAGAUUCCAAUUGUUGUGGAAAGUUGCAUUCGCUUUAUCAACCUCAAUGGUCUCCACCAUGAAGGGAUAUUUAGAGUGCCUGGGUCUCAGAUGGAAGUCAACAACCUGAGGGAUGCAUUUGAGCGAGGAGAGGAUCCCCUGGCUGAGCAGAGAUAUGACCUGGACUCUGUGGCUGGAGUGUUGAAGCUCUACUUCAGAGGACUGGAGAAUCCCCUCUUCCCCAUCGACAGCACCAACCAGCUCCUGGAGCAUGCUCAAUUAAAGAAUGAGGCAGAGAAAGCAGCUCAGCUCAAAACUGUCAUCUCUUCCUAUCCUGAGCCUGUCAUCAUUGUCAUGAGAUACCUCUUUGCAUUCCUUCAUCAUGUGUCACAGUACAGUGACGAGAACAUGAUGCAGCCUUACAACCUGGCUGUGUGUUUUGGCCCCAGCCUGGUCAGAGGGGCUCAAGAUGACGAUGUUGUCACCCUGCAGCCUCAGAUCAAUGCUCUGGUGAAGAGCAUCAUCCUCCAGCAUGAAAGCAUCUUCCCCAGCCAGAGUGAAGUACAAGGACCGGUGUAUGAGAAAUGCAUGACACUGGAACAGGAUGACUGUGAACCUAUUAAUGAAGAAGAUGUAGAAGCAGAGUACACUCAAGGUAAAGACGAGCUGGAGACAGGAUCCUCAGCUGAGUCUGCAGCACCCCCACAGAAAAGAGCAGAACGUCCUAGAGCCAACAGCAGCGGCUCCAUUGACCAAAAUAGGUUAACAGCUGGACCAGCAGGGGGCGGCGUCACUUCAGGAGGAAAGUUAAUGCUUCAGAUUCCCGUUGGGCCACAGAGCAAGCCACGGCGGGUCCCCUCUCCUUGCUUUGUGCGCAGAGACUUCCAAGAAAACUCAUCUUCUGAGGAUAUUGUUGUGCAAGUGGAUAAGGAGGUCUGCCGCCAGAUGGACUCUGUCUUCAAGGAGCUCCUCUCACGGCAGGCGCUGCAGGAACCCUCCUCCACCGCCUCCUCUCCCUCUGUCCAAACUGCCCAAAAGAAAGGGAAGCGGGAAGGACGCAAGGGGAGGGGAGGAGGGCUCUUUAAAGCAGGAGACCCACUGGACUGAGAGGACUGGCAUCAGUAGAUGACAUGAAAAGCGAGAGGGAGAGAUGAUACAAAUGAAAACUGAGGUGUAGGGUGAUGUGUUCUGACAGUAGCUUUCAGCACAUCUAUUUCUAGAAAACUGAGAUCACUGACCCACAGCCACUUCUCAGAGGUCUCUGUGAUUGGUCCGGGCUUCUUUCCACAGGGUGGCUCCCUACUCAGAAGCCCUUUCAUUCAUGUUUUGUGCAGCUGAUCCCUGUUGUGGCUGCAGAUCUGCAUUACAGUGUGGAAACUGUGGAUCACUUGAAAUGCAGGGGUUAGGGUUAAUGUUUGUGUUCAGCUGAAUGUAUGUAAGCUACUUAUGACUUUAUAGCUGCAUGGGUGUUGAUACUCAGCUCUUUCCUGUUUAAGCCAAAUUUUCUCAGUGUUUUUUUUCAGUACAUGCACAUCUACACACAGUCCCACUUACAUUAAUCUAAUGUCUGUUUACCAAAAUAAGAAGUCAGAAAGUCGAAACUGUGAAUACUGUAGCUGUAAGGAAUUUGUAUAUAUUAAUUAUUUGUAAGGAUUUGUUGAAAAAACUAUGACUUGUCUGUACAUCUCGGCUGCAUGCCAAAUAAAUAUUUUGUCUAUU